AUGAGAGCAAGAGCAAGAGCAGCAUAGCAUAGAAUAGAAUAGAGAGCAAGAGCAGCAUAGAAUAGCAUAGAAUAGAGUAGAAUAGAAUAGAAUAGAAUAGAAUGGGUCGAAGAAAGCUUCUGGCCAUUUACAGGGCAGACAAGAAGAAGCGGCGACAGACAUUUUUGAAGCGGAAGAAAGGACUGUUGAAGAAAGCUCAUGAGCUCUCUCUACUGUGCGGCUCAAGAGUUAUCAUCAUAAUCUACUCUGAAGACGGGCAGAAAUUUGAAGAGGAUUUCAUUGGCUCAUCUUUUGUUCCUCCAAUUGUCCCUGUGCAGAUGGAUGAACAGCAACAGCAACACCUCUUCCAUCCAACACCAACACCAACACCUCUUCCAUCCAACAAUCUCACUCCACAAGAUGCAGCAAUUUUCAAUGCUCUUCCUGAUAUUGUCGCUCUCCCCAAAAUUGGUGCUCAUCCUUUCUUUCAAAUGGAAUCACUCCACAGAUGAUGUUGGAAGAUCUAAGCUUUCCACAGAUGGAUCUUUGGAUCCCAGAAUAAAUUCUCUAUAUAUAUUUUUUCAAAUAAAAAGCAAGACAAUUGUCUUGAAUUGUUCUUAUAUUUAGUCCCCACGU
This is a messenger RNA of Cryptomeria japonica (Japanese cedar), 615 nucleotides long. Its product is annotated as agamous-like MADS-box protein AGL21. Gene Ontology annotation, biological process: regulation of transcription by RNA polymerase II. The record is from RefSeq and is a predicted model, not a curated record. Gene Ontology annotation, molecular function: protein dimerization activity; DNA-binding transcription factor activity, RNA polymerase II-specific; RNA polymerase II cis-regulatory region sequence-specific DNA binding. The transcript has a single exon. Bases 102 to 491 code for a protein of 129 amino acids. Lineage: Eukaryota; Viridiplantae; Streptophyta; Pinopsida; Cupressales; Cupressaceae.